Molecule: messenger RNA, 7936 nt
Organism: Phycodurus eques (leafy seadragon)
Lineage: Eukaryota; Metazoa; Chordata; Actinopteri; Syngnathiformes; Syngnathidae
Gene: il34
Product: interleukin 34
Exons: 7
Coding region: 2604-3497 (297 amino acids)
Biological process (GO): positive regulation of cell population proliferation; positive regulation of protein phosphorylation; positive regulation of macrophage differentiation
Molecular function (GO): macrophage colony-stimulating factor receptor binding; 2-oxoglutarate-dependent dioxygenase activity; cytokine activity
Source: RefSeq, a predicted model, not a curated record
UUUUAUUGAAUUUCCUCAAAAGGCACUUUCUUGUUUGCGUUCAAGCAUAUUCUAACAAGCACGUUGCCUUUCACUGCCAUUGUCAUGCUUCACCCUGAAAAACAGAGAACGUAAAACAUUGAAGUGACAUUUCAUUUGUACACGUCAUUAAAAUGUGCGACUAUUUGAGUGAGAAUUGGCAUUUUUAUUAGACGACAAAAUGAAUUUGAUGUUUUGCAACACCCUAUAUUUCCAUUAUUCUCUAUGGGAAAUUCUGCUUUGAAGUCUGAACAAAUCAGAGGAAUGGAUCGCGUUUGAAUUGAAGCGGGUCCAUUGUGUUGCAUUGUUUAGCAUGGGCACCACUUUGCAUUUGGGAUGAAGCGUCCUUGUACGAUACAGUGCGUCUUGAAAGCGCAACUCUGCUAUUGCAACAUUUGGUUUGGUAUUACUUACCCUCUAUUCUUUGUGUUUACAGAGCUAUGCUUAUUAGAGAAGAUGGCUACAACAUAGAGACAGUUUUCUUACGGUCUAUCAAAUGCAAUGUAUAACGCAUGGUGACAUUGACUUGCAAAUUACAAUCACCCCCACAUGUCAAGUACCUGAUUUGGAAAAUAUGAGUUCAGGCAAUGAACGUUGUAGUUUAGCAUCUGACCGGAGUCGCUGGGCCUUGUGUGCAUAAGCUACCAUAAGCUACGUUUAAUACUUUGGAGUGGUUUUGGACCUGACGUUCUCUUCCUCGUUUGAGAGGUACACGGGUGGUCACGGUCGCACUGUUGUUAAACAUUUAAGAAUUGAAAUCCAUAACAUCAGUUACCACUAUAGAGCAUGAGAAGACGAAAGACACGUCUCAUCACUAGUGCUGUUUUUUUGAGAGACGUUGUUGACAAAACUGACUGUUGUAGAAAGGCCAAUUGCUGAGUUGUUUUCUAUCUUUCCAGAUAGAAACCAGUCAAUUCUUUUUGUCUGGAUCUGACAAGUCUUGAUAUACUUUUAGAGUGGAUAUAAAACGUCUACUCACCCUAGUUCAAAUGCCAGGUUUUUGUCAUGUAAAAAGGGAGACCAAAGUAAUCCUUUUCAAACCUUUCCCACCAUUAUUGUGUUCUAACCUACACUAUACAACUUAAUUUGAAAACAAAAAAUGAACUGCUUUGCCACAAACAACUGCGAUAUUGUGGAUGCACAAGUGUGCACACCCUCUUAGAACUGGGGAUGAGGCUGUGUUCUGAAUGAACCAAUCACAUUUAAACUCAUGUCAAAUUAGAGUCAGGACACACCUACCGGAAUUUAAAAUGUGUCUGAUUAACCCCCAACACAAUUCAGCUCCACAACAGUCCUCCUAAUCCUAUGAACGUGUGAUUUUUGAUGCCCAAAUCAAGGUACAUUUUCAUCUUUGUCAGGACCAAAGAAAAUCUCGUCUCAAUUGAAAACUUCAAAAACAAGGCGGUAAAGGGAUUUCCCAACAACGUCACUGGGAAAAAAAACAAGGAUUACCUUGCGUUAAACAAUGAGAAAACACUAUUUAGUGCACCUCCCUUAAAUCCAAGUGCCGGAUAUCCGGCACAGCGAAAUGGAAAGAAAAUGGCGGCUGGUUUUCUAGAUUUAGUAACAUACCUAGCAGAGGUGAGAAUAUGUCACCUAUGUGCAAGUCCCAAACAAGUCUCAAGCAAUAACCUUCAAGUCUCAAGCAAGUCCCACAUCACUAUGGGGAAACAAAAUCAAGGAAGUCAAGUCGAGUCGCCACUAAAUUUCAAGCAAAUCCAGUCAAGUCAAAUAUCUCUCUUUCUUUCAAAACAUGGCAAACUGUUUUAAUUGAAAUUUAAUUUCCAACUCUAAACGAGAUGACUUGUCAAGUCAUGUAGUUGAAGUCAAAGUCAAAGUCAAGUCUCUUGGCUACCAAGUCUAAAGUCAAGUGUUAAGAAUUUGAGAAGCAAUUCGCCAAUCAUAAAACUGGCAACCCCCCAUCUCUUGAUAACUAGAUUAUGUGAAAAGCAUGAAAUGCGAGCAUCAGUACAAUUUGCCAGCGCUCCCGCGACCCUUGUGAGGAUAAGCGGCUCAGAUAAUGGAUGGAUGGAUGGAUGGAGGGAUGGAGGGAUGGAUGUUGCCAAAAGCAUGUACAUGCCGCUACAUAUGUGCUAAUGCUGCGUAGCAAACUCGCUGGAAAUAGCUCUCAUGUAGUACAGCCACACAGGAAAAAGACAGGUUCGAUGGGCAAUGGAAAAGGGCUCAAGUCUUUCCCGAAUUAUCCAGGACCAUCUCUCAUGAUGGAGUCACUUGGACAACGUUGGUGUCUAGGGGAGUAACGAUUCGUCUAUCCAUUUAUUUUCUUAUUAGGGUCCCCAGUGAGGAUAUCCCAGCUAUCUUCAGGCGCGAGGCGGGGUACACUCUGAACUGGUCGCCAGCCAAUUUGAACCCCAGUUCCCAGAACUGUGAGGCAGGUGUGCUAACCAGUCGUCCACCGUGCAGGCGUAACGAUUCGUUCGAUCAACAAUUCAAUUCGCAUCACAAUUUGUGACGUGUGAUUUGUGUCAACCGUCGAGACCUUCAAGUUCCUGGGAAUUACAGUCUCUCAGUGCCUGAAGUGGGCGACCAACAUCAACUCGGUCCUUAAAAAGGCCCAGCAGAGGAUGGACUUCCUGCGGCUUCUGAGAAAGCACGGCCUGCCACAGGAGCUGCUGAGGCAGUUCUACACAGCGGCCAUCGAAUCGGUCCUGCGUUCUUCCGUCACAGUCUGGUUUGGUGUUGCUACAAAAAAGAACAAACUCCGACUGCGACAGACAAUCAAAACUGCUGAAAGGAUUGUCGGUACCCCCCUGCCCACCCUUGAGGACUUGCACGCUGCCAGAACUAAGACAAGAGCGUGCCAAAUCCUCUCGGACCCUCCGCAUCCCGGUCACCGGCUCUUUCCCUCAGGCCUGUUUCUGCUGAUGCCUGUUCUGAUGGCACCAACACCACCAAGCAUGUGUACUCCUUUGAGGACGCUCGAUGACAAUCUGAGCCACAGGCGACGAUACAUGAAACACAACUUCCCUGUCAACUACACCAUCAAGGUUCAUCGCGAGGAAGUUUUUAAACUAUCAAACAUCAGCAGAAUGAGGUUAAACGUGGACAACUUAGAAGAGUUUCAUUUCCAGAGGAUGUGGUUCCUUGUUAACCACGGCGUGUUAAAAAGGAUAAUCCGAGUGAUGCCAGAGAGACAUCCUUCGCGUCCCUACACCGCAGAGUUGGAGAAACGCCUCCAAGACGCAGAGGGAGUCUUCGUGCAGUCCCAUCCUCCGGAGGUGUUCCAGCAGGAGCUUCCAGAUGCAGUCCAGGACAUUUGGGAUGGUUUAACAGAAGAGUCAGACAGAGUGCCAGAGUCCAGCUGGAGGUUUGCUUCUCCAAAAUCCCUUUUGGACAAUUUCUGCCACACGAUGUACUGCCUCUUCAGGGAAUGCUUUGCCACCCCAGAAACACUGGACUACUUGGAUACCUCCCAUUGUCAGAAAGGCAGGAAGAAAGCCUUAAGGGCAAACAGCUGAGAGGAGGCUAUAGCGGGGGGAGGUCAUGCUAAAUAGGUAUUAUUUCCCUUGACCUUGAGGGAGCUCGAAAGACAAUCCAUGUCGUCAGCCAAAGCCUGCUGGAUGAUAUGCUACAUAUCGUUUGGCCCUAAUAUCUCCUCAAAGAGAUUUGCUCAUUUUGAUGUGUAUCAAACUCAAUGCAUGAUCCAUGAUGUGACUUAAAUUAUUUGCUAAGCUGGGGUCUUUUUGGAAUGGAAGAUGUGCCGGACGCUGCCUGAUCCGCAGCGAAUGGUUAACUUGACCUCUGGAGGACGAGGCUUUCACCAGCCAUCUGCCUUGAAAAGACCGCUACGUGCUCUUGUGUGUGCCUGCCUGGUUCAUCGCAGAUAUCUUGAUAAAAAUGUGCCUCACAUUGGAGUUACGAUAACUUAAGUAAAUAAACCACUGGACAACCACACAAGAAUACUCUGCUUAGCAACGCCACCUUCAGUGACUGCAAGUCUGUGGACAACAUCUCUAAAGACAGCCUUCGAAUUUUCUCUCCCUCCGUUCUGCUGUCAAUAGAAGCACAUUUGGCUAUACAUUAUGCUUUUAUCAUACUUUACAGAUUUUCCUCCGUGUGUUAUCCAUGGACUAUUUGAUUUUGAACAUUUGCUGUGCAUGAAGAGACUUGGGCACAGAUGAAGAAUAAUAGUUAUAAAUAUGUCCAGCUUUCAUGUUUUACCCUGCACUCGCUUUGCAUUCGAAGAAGCUUGACCGAUAAGAGUGCAAAAAUGGCAUAACAAGACAGAUUCUACACGGAUUUAUUGCCAGUGUUCAAGCCAAUGUUGCAUUUUUGAAAUAUAUAUGUCACGUAUAUCAAUGUGCACUGGUAAUCCAAGUGCUUUUUAAGAACUUCUUUAAAUGAAUCAUCAUGCCAAAACUGUAUUAGACAAACAUAAAAACACACCAUAUUGCUUUUCAUUUAUUUUAACUUAUGGAAUAAAAACAGUAUUCUCAUUUUUUCCUGUUUAAUUCAUAGACUAUUGAUGCUGAAAAAAUAUAUAUAUAUUCCAACUUAAAAGAAUUCAAAGUGUAAAAAUAAAAGUAGAAUGUGAUAUUGAGAAAAAGCAGGGCACGUCAAUUACACUGCAAAGUAUGUCGGUUUGUUGAACACUUACUGGUACACCGCAGCGGAAUACUUUCAUCAGUAUUCAGCUGAACCUAAGAAGCCUAUGAAUAAUAACAUAUCAAAUAGAAAUUGCUUCUGUCUCAUAUUAAUAUGUUGAAUAUAUGACCUUUCCUUUGCGACACCCUAGAGGAGAUGAGAGUUUUCAGUCUGAGAUAAUGCUAGUAGAAUGAAGUUGUGUGCAUGUUCAAAGAAACAUGUUACAAGAAUCAGAAGGACACCAGAAGAGUUUAUAAAGAUUUAUUCCAAUUGUGUCCAUCCAUCCAUCCAUUUUCCGAGCCGCUUCUCCUCACUCGGGUCGCGGUCGCGCCGGAGCCUAUCCCAGCUGUCAUCGGGCAGGAGGCGGGGUACAGCCUGAACUGAGCAAAUAGCUGCAAUAUAAAAAAAGAGUACAAAAUUUAAGGGGGUCCCAACACUUUCUGUACCCACAGCGUAUAUAUGAAGCCAUCGUCUGAAGAUAGAGAGCAGCAGCGUUGAUAUCACUGGUUAAAAUUACAAUUUUAGUUAGGAAUAUUAAGCCUGUUUUUUUUUUUUUUGUGUAAAAUGACAAUGCUAUUCUUGUAAUAUUUUUACUUACUUUUUUUCCUAGUAACUUCAUUCUCCUAACAUGACUUUAUUCCCAUAAUUUACAACCGUAUUCAUGUAACAUUUCACAUUAUGAGUUUAUUUCAGCAUUGAGCCAGCGACUUGGAAAAUGUCGUGAACUCACCUACAAGUUAUUCUACAGUAAAUGAAGAAGCUGCCUACCACAGAAAUGUAGCAUUGUAAGCUACAAUAAAGUAACUCAAGUUGCAUCAGUUUUUCGUUUUGUUUAACAUAGCAAAAACUUCUGCUGAAGUCAUUACUAUCUCGUGAUCAAUGAAACUCCGAGACAGGCAGAUCAGAUGAGUUUUAUGAAACUGAGUAUUGUUUAUUAAACUUUCUCUCUUGACAAACCCUCACAACGGGCCAUAUUUUCACGUUUGUGCAUAACAAUGCAACUCUCUUCUCUUCAAAGGAUGACUUUUCCCUUGUCAAAUUAGAACUUAAUUCUCACAACAAUAUGCCCCUUGUCUCAUCCAUCCAUCCAUUUUCUGUACCGCUUCUCCUCACUAGGGUCACGCGCGUGCCGGAGCCUAUCCCAGCUAUCUUCGGGCGAGAGGCGGGGUACGCCCUGAACUGGUCGCCAGCCAAUCGCAGGGCCCGUAGAAACAAACGACCAUUCGCACUCGCAUUCCCACCCUAUGGGCAAUUUAGAGUCUUCAAUUAACCUGCCACACAUGUUUUUGGGAUGUGGGAGGAGAAAACCCACGCAGGCACGGGGAGAACAUGCAAAGUCCACACAGGCGAGGUUUGUCGUGACAGUGCAAAUUAUCAUUCCCAAAAACUUUGAAUGUAAAUCUUCACAUGGUAAGGACUUGGAGCCCCCCAACCAUCCAUUUUCUGUACCGCUUAUCCACACGAGGGUCACGGACGAGGCAACUAAUAUAAAUCAUAAACUGGGCCGAGCCAUUGUAACUGGGCCAAUGUCAUCAAGCUCGGAUUAAUAGAUGAUCAAUAGAUGAAUUUAUCUUUGCCUAGUCGCAUCAAAGGUCACAGUAUGUUUGCUGUAUUAGACCUUUAUAGAAAUAACACAAGACAUACAUUUGAGUGUCAGUUUCAGGAAGUUUCAUUUUGAUGUGGGGUAUUCACUCUUUUAGAUGCUGACUUGCUGGUUUAGUCAGUUGGUGGUGUCCUUCUCUUAUUUUUCUGUAGUUUCAUAGAAAUGUUUAAAGUUGGUGUAACAAUAGUUGAUUGGAGCAACAAAUACUGGAAAGUACAAUACUCUCCUUGAAUGCAUAUUUAAAAAAAAAAAAACCCUCGAUGAUUUUUUUGUGGGAAAAAAAGGUCAAACGUUUUUCAAAUAUUCAGAAUUGGCAUACAGUGGAAAAAGCAUUGAAAGUGCAAUGUGUAUAAUUACAUAAGGGUGUGUAAACCUCAGGUACUUUUACCAUGCAUGUCAUAAAGACACAUACAGUAUUUAUUUGUAAAGGCUCACCGAAGGCUUACUUAUUUCCAGUUAGCAAUCCGAACCUACUUUCAUAUUUAAUGUGUGUUGAAGCCUGAAAGUCAGAGGUGUGUCAGAAAAGUACUAUGGCUGGUGUCACAGAAGAUAUAUUGAAAACCCAAACUACGAGUUUUCUUCUUCAACGGGGGCCAGACGUUCAACCAGAAAAUGGCUCUAUGUGAUACCCCACCUCCACCUUUUUUUUUUUAAGCUCACGUAGGUCUUUAAAACAGGUUCAGUUUGAAAGAUUUGGAUGACAUCAAGAUGGCAGAGCUGCAGAGGAUCCAGGAAGAAUCCUUCCAUCAGUGCAUGACGGUGCAGUAGAGAAGGCUGCGAGUGCAUGAGAAACCAGGGGGAUCACUUCCAAGGGCAAAACCUGUCGUUAGGAUUUGAAAUAUAUAUUUUGUGACACCGGGGUGAGAAGCUCGGUCAUCCGGGAGGAUCUCAGAGUAGAGCCGCUGCUCCUUCACAUCGAGAGGAGCCAGACGAGGCGGCCGGGGCAUCUGAUGCGGAUACCUCCCGGACGCCUCCCCGGUGAGGUGUUCCGGGCACGUCCCACCGGGAGGAGACCCCGGGGACGACCCGGGACACGCCGGAGAAACUAUAUCCUUCGGCUGGCCCGGGAACGCCUCGGGAUUCCCCCGGAAGGGCUGGAUGAAGUGGCUGGGGAGAGGGAAGUCUGGGCGUCCCUGCUAAAGCUACUGCCCCCGCGACCCGACCUGGGUUAAGCGGUAGAAAAUGGGUGGAUGGAUUUUGUGACACCGGUCCUGGAACUUUCCUGACACAAUGUGUCAGUUAUUCCAUUGACAUGGAGUGAUGGUCAUUGAUCAUAUUUGGGAUCUGAAACCAAUUCAGUGACACUUUCCAUAUGUUCGAUGGGGUUCAACGCUGCAGAGAAAUGUGUACCAUGAUAUAAUAUAGUAAUUGCUGAAUUGCGCGUAUUUGCAUUUCUCUUUGCUCACACAAUGAAGCAAAUGUAAUGAUACAUGUUUGUAACAACAUGAACAUUUUAAAAGUGCAUCCCCCAAAACAGAUUGUCAACAUGAAGUGCUAUGUGCAACCGCUGAAUGACAAAGCACAACAGAAAGAUGAGUGCAAAUACGUUGAUUCUUGCUGUCUGGUUUGAACAGAGAUCUUUUUUUUUUUUUUUUUUUUAUACACAGGAUACUGAAUAUAUUUAUUUUUGAAAAUGUAUAAUGCUACUGUAUGGGACUACUUUUAUGAAAGAAGUAUAAUAAAAUUGCAAUUUUAUCUGUAGUGCUCUGA